Molecule: messenger RNA, 3751 nt
Organism: Anastrepha ludens (Mexican fruit fly)
Lineage: Eukaryota; Metazoa; Arthropoda; Insecta; Diptera; Tephritidae
Gene: PIP5K59B
Product: phosphatidylinositol 4-phosphate 5-kinase type-1 alpha
Exons: 16
Coding region: 254-2599 (781 amino acids)
Biological process (GO): phosphatidylinositol metabolic process
Molecular function (GO): phosphatidylinositol kinase activity
Source: RefSeq, a predicted model, not a curated record
AUUUGUGCAUAGCAAAAUCGUUAAAUAAAAAUUCAGAAUUUUUAAAGUGAUUUUAUUUCUAGUAAAGAAAUAUGUAAAAUAUAAGUGUUAACGAAGUUUAUAAUUUUCUCCUAUAUCAGACUACCAGGCGCAAGUUCAAGGCGAAACUGGAGGGUUUGGCAGAGUUCACAAGGCCAAGAGAUGAAAUGAACGUCUCCUCGUACCCAUUCAGUUUGUGCCUGGUGAAAAUAAUACAACCAACGACGUCGGUCAAAUGGCUUCUGGCGAUGCUAUCAACUCCAUUGACCAGGAUCUAUCAAGCACAUCCAAUACUAAAACAGCAGAAAAUUCAAAUUUUAUUAAAGAUGAUCCAAAUCUUCAAUCAUCCAGUUCAGAUAUUAACCAGCACCGCCAAUCCCGAUAUGGAAAUAAAGGGGACAAGGAGCGUAAGAUUGGUCAUCGGCGCGUUGGAGAAGGCGGUGAGAUCACCUAUAAAAAAAUUCAAACUAGUCAGAUAAUGGGCUCUAUUCAGUUGGGCAUUCAGCAUACUGUCGGAAGCCUGGCAUCUAAACCAAAACGUGAUCUUUUAAUGAUGGAUUUUUUCGAAAUCGAAAGUAUAACUUUCCCCCCUGAAGGAUCUAGCCUUACGCCAGCCCACCACUACAGUGAAUUCAGAUAUAAAAUUUAUGCGCCUAUUGCAUUCCGAUAUUUUAGGGACUUGUUUGGCAUACAACCGGAUGACUUUAUGAUGUCCAUGUGCUCAGCACCCUUGCGAGAGUUAUCCAAUCCGGGAGCAUCUGGUUCUAUUUUUUAUUUAACAGCUGAUGAUGAAUUCAUUGUAAAAACUGUCCAACACAAAGAGGGAGAGUUUUUACAAAAGCUUUUGCCAGGCUACUACAUGAACUUGAAUCAAAAUCCGCGAACGUUGUUGCCAAAAUUUUUUGGUCUUUACUGCCUACAGACGAGCACUAGUAAAAAUAUUCGAUUGGUGGUUAUGAAUAAUUUAUUGCCUUCAUCCGUUAAAAUGCAUUUGAAAUAUGAUCUCAAGGGCUCUACAUUUAAACGAAAAGCUUCAAAAGGCGAACGUUCUAAAAAAUCGCCAACCUACAAAGAUCUCGACUUUAUGGAACAGCAUCCGAACGGCAUAUUUUUAGAAGCUGAAACGUAUAGCGCACUAAUUAAAACAAUUCAGCGCGACUGCACGGUGCUGGAAUCAUUUAAGAUAAUGGAUUAUUCGCUGCUACUCGGUGUCCAUAACUUAGACCAGGCGAGUAAAGAGAAGAAAAUCGAACGCAAAAAAUCAAAAAUUCCCUUGGACGGAGAUUCCGAUGUUGAAGACAUACAAGACGGUGAUGGCGGAGCGGCGGGAGAACGAGAUUCUUCUGCGGGCGUAAAUCGUAAUCGGUCAGCAAAUCGACAACGUUUAGUGGCACACUCUACAGCUAUGGAAAGCAUUCAAGCAGAGAGCGAACCAAUUGAUGACGAAGACGAUGUUCCGCCCGGUGGAAUUCCUGCCAGAAGUGAAAAAGGCGAGCGACUACUUCUGUACAUCGGUAUUAUUGAUAUUUUGCAGUCUUACAGAUUAAAAAAGAAGCUUGAGCAUACUUUCAAGAGUAUCAUCCACGAUGGGGACACUGUAUCAGUGUGCCGACCAUCGUUUUACGCUCAAAGGUUCCAAAAUUUUAUGGCCAAAACCGUGUUUAGGAAAAUACCGUCAUUGGAUCUGCCUGAAAUAAAAGGAAAUCAUAGAAAAUUUCGUACGUUGGUAACGAGUUAUAUUGCACUCAAGCACUCUCCCUCAAAGAGAAAAAGCUUGUCAAAGGCAAUACAACGGUCCAUUGAUAAUGAGAAUGAGAAUCGAUCGGAGUCCGCCUUCGAUCAUCGCCAAACACAUGCUUUUCCUUCACAUACUUCUCACACUUCCGGCGCCAAGACGCACAUACAAGUUAGCAAACCAUCACUUGGGCUGCUGUCUUCUAGUGCAGAUAUGGCCACAUCAGCUAUAUCGACUGCUUCCACAACCACUGCAGCGCGCAUGGCGGGUCCGCGGUUGUCUGUUCAGCAUUCGGGUGGUGGAGCAGGAAAACCCAAGGUCCCUCCGCCAGUGCCACCAAGAGGUUCGCCUCGACGCAAGAAAAGUGAUGGGCACGACGAGGUGGCCCGUGCAAUUUCCAAUACAGGCUCAACACCUUCAUGCAGCUCAACGCCUCCACCCGCGUUUGAUGAUAUAUCAGAAGACAGUACGAAUAGAAAUAGUUCGUCGUUUGGUAGAAAAUCUCAUCACUAUCACGAGCGUAAAAUGAAUGUUGGUCCAGCAUUUCGAGGCUCCCAAAAGGACGAUAUUGUCAGCAUUUCUGAAAUACACUUAGACACAUAUUUGGCUGUAGAUACAUCAUCCAGUAGUCAAUAUGGAUCACGUGGAGGCUUGGCAUGGACACCACCUGCUUCUGGCGAGGGUUCAACGCCCACUUGGACAGAGGGAACACCAAGUUUUACAGAUUCCAGCUCUAGUGGUGACAUUGAGAGCUUUUCACCCAUUAACACAUCAAAAAUUGACCGACAUAAAGCAACUAUUGAAGACACACUCAACUCUCUUUCCUCGGAGAUGGUUCGAUACUAAAUAAUACAUAUUGAGUUGAAAGGGGCAAAGAGUAAACCAAACAGAGCCAACCACCAGAUCUCAGCAAGCGCAAAUUCACAUCUCAAAACAAAAUAAUGAAUGUAUGCAUAUACUUAUGUAUGUGCAUUAGUAUUUAUGUACAUAAGUUACGAGAGCUAAUACAUUUAUUAUGAGUACAUAAACUUGGGGAUUAUUUACAAUCUUACCUAUCAGUGUUAAUAAAAUAUUAAGGUUGAUUAUUCCAUUUCAAAAAUCGUGAGAUAUUAAUUCAUAGGUGCAUACUACAUACAUAUAUCCAAAUUAUACACGACAUUUUGUGAACUGACGAAGUUAGGGUUGGAAAUCCAUAUAUAAGUACGUUUAUACAUAUUAGGUACACUACUAAAAAUUGCAUACAUAAAUGUACAUACAUAAAGGCGUGUGUGCUACCUAUUAUUAUUAUACUCGUAAUACUACAUAUUUGCCUAACGCCUAUUCUCUUAUUAUUAUCUAUUAUCUAUUACCUGUUAUUUUUUCUAUUUAUAUUUUUCUUUAUUAAAAAAUACUUCGAAAAAUUUACAUACGUAUAUAUGCAAUUAAAUUACAGGAAGCAUAUGUAAUAUACACUAAAAGAAAGCAUGGAAAUACUCGUGCGACCGUGAAAAGCCACACCAUUGAUGUACACACACACACACAUGUAUAUAUUCCAUACCACAUAGUCAUAAUGCAAUAUUUAUUUAGUUACGAAUAGAUAUACUUAAAUACAGUAAACUUGCAUACACUUCUGCAUUUAAUUAAAAGCUUCUUUAAAAGCCUGAAUACGUAUGUAUGUCUAGUAGUACACGCAUGCAUACAUACAUACAUACAUAUACUCUUAAAACAAUUAAUGAACUGUUUUGAUUAUCUUAAGGGCAUAAGGAAAACGAGCAAUACCUACUUGAAUAACCAACAAAAAUUAAAUAUUGAAUUCAACUCACAUUGUACCAUAACUUGAAAAUUCAUUAUAUUGUAUUGUAUUUCAUUUACUUAUAAUUAAAUAAUCAAUGUGUAUACAGAAAAUCUUCAAAUUCAUGAUUGUGUUUAAUCCUACGUAAAAAAUUAGCUAUUGUUAAAACAUAUAUAAGUGUUUACAUAUGAAUAUAUAUGUAAAUGCCUGAAUUACUAAAUAAUAGA